AUGACCCAUGAGGCGCUUCACAGACUGGAGGGACCGACCUGCAGGAGCCAGGGUUGCCCGCCGAGCUGCAGUUGCCGCUGCUGCCGCUGUCGCGCCGCCGCCACUGCUGUCGCUGUUGCUGUCAGUGCCGGUCUGAAGCGUGCCAGCGCCGCAAAAGCACUAGUGAGCUCCGAACCCCGCGUCUUUGCGAAACAGGUGCAUGCGCGAUCUCCUGCUUAUCCAACAAAAGUAUUAACAUAUUCAUUAACAACGUCGAAAGUAGCCUACUUUAAGAGAAAAUAUGCAGAAGAAGAAGAUUUACAUCAAGAUUACCAUGGGUAUUUUCCAAAACACCUGAUAUUACCUGAGGACAGGACUUGCAUUCUCAAACUUUCUCUGGAGAAGCUCAGGUUUCUAGAAGACCCAGAAACCUACUUAAGAAGGUCUGUGUUAAUUAACAAUUUGCUGAGGAAGAUACAUCUAGAGACGGAGAAAGAGAGCUAUGAAUACUUUAAAGAAGCUCCCUGUUAUAAGACUGCUUAUUCAGAUACAAGAAAACGGCUGAAGUUUAUGGUACAGGAAUGCUGUUCUCAGUCUCUCUAUUAUGAAGAGCUGCAUUCAUAUCAUAUUGUGCCUUAUGCUUCGGAGAAUGCCAUUUUUGGAAUGGGAUACACUAGCAGCCACUUGGAGCAAAAUUCUCAGUUGCUUAUUUAUAAAAUGAAUUAAAGUAACUGUUAAGUUCAUUGAUACUUUGUUUCUAAAUGCCUGAACUGUUUAUAGUGAAGAUGUUAAUAUAAGGCACUAAUUACCAGUGCAUUUGAUGAAAUGCAUGCUGAACUGAUUGGAGAGACCCAUGGUUAUUACUCAGCAGUCCUUAGUAUCAUCAAAUUGAAUUGAAAAUAUGUCCACUUAUAAAGCAUUGAAUUAGUGCAUUAGAAGCAAAGAUUUUUUUUUUUUUUAACAUACGGUGUGUAGAAAGGGAUUUAUAUCAACCUGUUAUAUAGAUUAAAACUUUUAAGCCCCCUGGUUCUAAAGUCUGCCACUCUUUAUAACAAGUAACAAAAAGUAACAGAUUCCAUUGAUAAUGUUAUGUCUCUGAGGAUGAGAAGAGGGAGUUCUUUCUGAAAUGCUUUGUACCAUCAGUGGCGAUUCAAGUUGGGGCAAGCAUUCCCUGCCACCUAACUGCUGAAAAUAACAACUGGAUUACUCCAAACUGAUCCUUUUUAUUAUUAUUAUUAUAAUUAUUAUAUAUUUUUUUUGGUUUCUUGAUAGACUUUUUUCUUUAAAAGUAAAAUUUAAUAAAAAAGCAUUGCCGGUGGGAUUAUCUUUAGGGGUUGGUUCAAAUUUGUGCUGGGCCUUCAAGAGUUAAAAUUUUUAUUCAUGAUGCUAUUUUCUUUUUUAUAGGCUGUGAAGCUCAGGAAAAGGGUAGGCAGGUAAAAUGUGUUUUUUUCAUGGGUUGAUAUUUGCAGCAAUUGGUGAGAACAACAGAAAUUCUACAUGAUGUUAUUUCUUCAUCGAGCUAAGAGUGCAUUUAAGGCUGCCAGGAUCAAACUUUGCACUGUUUUUUGUAUAAUAGUCGAUCAUUCACUAUUUGACAAAAUGUUUCAGAAUGCCUUUGGUGGUGAAGUUUAGAUAUUUUACAAUUUGAAAAAUCAUUAUUUAACAAGUUGGAUAGAGUCAUGAAAUUGUUUGAAUUGAUUCAUACUAUUCUGUGAGGUUUGGGUGAGAUGUCUGAUUUCCAUAUCUGGGGUUUUUGUCCUACAGAGCAUAUUGUUUCAAGAAUUGUCAUUAAGUGAUUAAGCAGAUUGGAAAAACUAGGUGCCAAAGGUGUAUUUAAGAAAAUACCAAAGACUCAAAGAUGAGUGUCAGGAAGACUAUGAUAACCAAGAUAAGAAUCUAAGGAUUGUGCAGGAGAUAGAGGGACACUGUGAAAGUGUUUCAGGAUGAUUUGCUCACUAAUGUGCUCUCAGAGCACCUUUUACAUAAUAAUGAUAAUCAAGGACAUUGCUUUAAGUGAAGGUAUUACAAGCUUUUGGUAAUCAUAUGCCUUUGCAAUUUAAAUAUGGUGUCUUGUCAACAUAGAAUCUUCCUUAGCUGAAGAUCAACUAGUAACCCAGACAGGCUUUUUCUAUUCAAGACAAUUUUGUUUUUAGUUUUGAUUCAAUACUUGGUUUCUCUAGUGAAUCACCAAGAUGAUUAACGUGGAUGCUUCUGAUGUAUAGAAUAUGGGUGCCCUUAAUUAGCCUGCAUUGUCGAAGACCACAUAGUCAUAACACUGAUACAAGUGUCAGCCUUACAUUUAGUUGCUCAAUCAAAUUAGGAAAAAUGCUUUAGAAGAAAGUAGAAAAUUAUAAUCCCCGUGGUCAGUUUUAAAAUCAAUUUAGUAUGAUGAUGAGAUAGCUUUAAAAUACACAAAUAAAUACUUAAAAGUUAAGGACAAAAUUUGGCACCAAAGUUUAAAUUUUUUAUUUUAUUGCUUAUAAAUGAACUUAUUUCUCAGAUACUUCUUUUAAAAACAUAUAUAUUUUUUAAAUGGGGCAAUUCCAAGAUUCCAAAUUUGAUAAUUAUAUUAUAAUAUAGUUUUUAAAAUAGAUUCACCUUUCUAAUACUUUCAAAACUUUAAACACUUGGCUUGGUUUAGGACAGUGUCUCUAAGAAAAAGACACCAACGCUAGUAGAUGUAGUGCAUAAACAAAAGCCACAUAUUGAAAUUAGCUGAGAAUAGAAAUACACUUUAAAACAGAGAAGAGGAGAGAAAAAUUAUCAGGAAAGUGUGAAAUUAUAAUAUUUGUUGUAUGCCAGAAAAUUUAAACAAAGCAAGAACUCUUGGGCAAAAAACCAGUAACAGAUGUGAAAGUCUUUUUAUUGGAUGACAUCAUCAAUUGAGCUCUCUAAUCUGUAUUCCUAUGUAGAAAAGGAACUGUCUUAGAAACCAGCAGUAUUUGUGAAUAUGAUUUUUUUAAUUGUGUUGAUUUCAAAACAGUUUAUUUAAAAAUACUUUUGGGGGCAUUUAAAAUUUUUUUUCUAACAACUCAUAGAUAAGGAGUUGACUAAUUUUAUCUUGAUUUUAAAAAUAGUAAUUUAUAUUUAAACUCUGUAAACUUGUCUGAAUUAACCAAUAGAUCACUGUCAUUUUACCAUGACCAGCUGAUAGAUAGGGAGACCCCUCUAUAGGUUUGCUCCAUUAAUGAGAGAUGCACAAAGUAGGAAAUUAUUACUUUUACUUUAAACCUGGGCAUCCUCUCUCUGAUAACAAGAAUCAGCCUUAGGCUCAGGAAGCUGAGGUGGGGGAAUCUAAGUGUGGGUGCCCAAGUACCCCCAAAGACCUAGUAAGAAGAAAAUGAAAAAAGAAAAAUGGAGAGAGAGUGAGAGAGAGAGAGAGAGAGAGAGAGAGAGAGAGAGAGAGAUCAGAUUAAUAAGUGAAAGAGGAGGUUUAGUGUGUGUGUGUGUGUGUGUGUGUGUGUGUGUGUGUGUGUGUGUUUAUGAGGGGGGUUAUUUGCUUGCUAUGUUCAGUUUUUCUUUCCUGUGUCCACUGUAUACCCCAAACACCCGCUACCUGCAAUGCAUUGAUCAUUCAAUUACCAAUAAUGCAGAAGCCGAGGUUCUGUUCAGCAUAGGUACUAUAUGAAGUGUAGUAUUAUUGCAAAAUGCUCCUGAAAUUGCAUUGGAUGGAUAAGCAAAGGAAAGCAGAAAUAAUUAAUUCAGGAGAAAGACUAAAUGGGGAGCCAUAUGUAAAAAUGGAUAAGCUCAAAUGCAUUGCCUGUUCUGAAUGUACAUCCCAAGAUUUAACAAAUUCAGUGCAAGAAGACUUGAAAAUAAAUGCAAUUCACAACCAUUUAUUGAGCAAACUAUUCUGAGCCAAGCACCAUGCCAGGGCUGGGGACCCAGAAGUGAGCGAUAUCCAGUCUCUUAGCUCAGUUCACUGAUGAGGGAAGAAUCCAGAUGAUUUGAUUUUUGCCUUAUAGGGUAAGAACUUUCUACUGGGAGCAGCACCUAGGUUUCUUUUCCAAUCUGGGAUGGUUUUCAAACAUGUAUCUCCCAAGGUGUUGGCAGAUGAAAAGAUGCACAGGAAGAAGGGAAGUUCUACUGAUCCAGAUUAAGGAGUGGAAGGAGUAUAUAGAUUUUCUUUGCAGUAUAUUUUAUACUUGGAAGCAUAUUAGGAAGCCACUCUUGCAUAGGGGGAGUAUGGCUGGCUGUAGCUCACCCCUGGGAAUCCCUGUGAGGAUGGAAGGGAGACACAUGCAAACAUGGAACAAUUCCAUCUCCCUUCACCUCUCGAGCUCUCAUGGUCAGUGCCAAUCAGGUUGCUGUUGAUGUCAAGGAAAGCCUUAAGUGAAAAACAGAAUCAUUAAGUCAUAGCCUGAGAGUUGUGUAUGGUGUGUGUAAAGUCAGAGAGGCAGCCUUCUCUAAUGGGCCUCAUGCUGGUGAACUGCUUGAAUGAACCUCAGGAUUUUUUAACACCAGCUACUGGAGCCAUCUCCUUUCUGUACCGCUCUAGCUUCCUCUGUGAAUUACAGCCUAAUCCUCAGUCUUUGCAGUACCCUCCUAGUGAAGGUUAAAGUUCUGUCCUUCAUCGCCUCCUGGCCCUCUAGCGAUGAUACUGAUUUGCUCAGAGAUUCUUGUAGAAAAGCAACACUUUGUGCUCCUGACUAGAUCCUUUGGGAAAGGAUUCCCAGAAUGUUUUAAACUAGAAUUAAUUACAUAAGCAUAAUGGUUAUUGGAUGGACACUUCUUUUAAAAAUAACUGUAAACUUUAAAUAAUCAUCUACUAAGGUAAUCCUCAUAAUUCUACAAUUCAGUGUAAUUGUUGUAUGUUUUACUAAAGAAAAUAUCUUAUGUUGGAAAUAAUGAAAGAUUGUAUAUAAUCAAUUCAAGUAGUUGAGUAUUUAUGUAAUAUAUGUCAUUUAAUUUACAUGUUCUUAUUCUCAAACUUUAUCACGACACAAUAGCAACAUGAAAAGUGUCAAAUUUUUUGUUUCUUUUAAAGGGGAGUGUGUCUAAAAGUUAUUACAUUCCUGGUUAAAUAUUUGGGACAAAAUUUCCCUAUUAAAGCAAUUCUGUCUUUCCUCAACAAUUCCCCUGUAGUUCAGUGAAUUAAAAACAUCCUCUACAUUAGUGCUUCUCAAAUCCUCCUAAGCACCAGGGAUCUUGUUGCAAUACAGAUUCCUUUUACUAGGUCUGCAACAGGGCCUGAGAGUCUUUACUCUGCACAUUUUCCGGGUGAUGCAGAUGCUGCUAUUGACCCCACAUUAAGUAGCAAAUCUCUAGAUCAUUUGAGGUAAAUAUAUAUGCAAGCCUAUAUACUCAGACUUUCAAAGAAUAUAUAUUCGUGUCCAUUUUCCAUAAUAAAUUUUUCUUUGAAAAAAUAAAAGGCAAAAAUAGUAAAUAACAUAAAGCCAAAAGACUGGUUUUCUAAAUUUGCCACAAAUAUUACAGCACUGUAAAAUAUGUAGAAAAUUAUUUCUGGCAUGAGUUUUAUCUACACUUAUUGAAGAAGAACAUGGAUUCAAUGCAAUCAGGAAAUGACACUUGGUAAAAUUUCUCUUCCUGAUCUUCCCCUUGAUUUUACUCAGAUAAGGGAGAUCCACUUGUCAACAUUAAAGCAAAGAAUGACAAUCUCUUACUUGACCAAAUACAAGAAAAUCUUACAAAAACAUUCAUUAUGAAAUUCAAAAGCUUGGGUGGCUCCACGGACUGAAGAUUGUAAACCUGAGGUAAAAAAUGGCGCCCAGUUCAUUCACUUCUUGUCUUGAACUCUUUCUCAAGCUUUGUGCUCUGCAAGAUCCUGCCCUUGCUAUGGACUUCCUGUUUCUCCUUGGUUAUUGGGGUCUUGGUAAAGGGUGGAGGAUCAGUGUAAAAGAGAGUCACAUAAAUUGUCUAUCUGAGCAUGCCAAGUGAUUUUUGUCUGACUCUCUUUUGGUCAUAAAUUUUUGGUAUGGCUAUUGUGAAAUAUAGUGUCAUAAAUUUGUCAUAAACCAUUAAUGAAAGAAGAGGAGCAGAAAUUUAGUUCUGUGGGAAUGUACUCAAAUAUGAAGCAGAUGGUGUUCUACAACAUUUAUUUCGGAAAAUGUGUAUCUGUUACAUAAUCUAAAAUAUGUCUUUUUCACAUUUAAAAAUAUUUGGGUCAUGAUUUAGAAUUUUUAUUGGAUUGUUUUUUAAACUGAGAGGAAGAAGAAAGGUAACUGUAUUUUAAAACAUAUUUGACAUGUUACUAAUAAAAUUUUAUUUCUGGUGAAA
This is a messenger RNA of Marmota monax (woodchuck), 6216 nucleotides long. Its product is annotated as SERTA domain-containing protein 4-like. NCBI's taxonomy places the organism in Eukaryota, Metazoa, Chordata, Mammalia, Rodentia, Sciuridae. The transcript has 4 exons. Bases 1 to 705 code for a protein of 234 amino acids. The record is from RefSeq and is a predicted model, not a curated record.